Camellia sinensis is the source of this 1578-nucleotide messenger RNA. RefSeq lists its product as uncharacterized. NCBI's taxonomy places the organism in Eukaryota, Viridiplantae, Streptophyta, Magnoliopsida, Ericales, Theaceae. Gene Ontology annotation, molecular function: protein binding. The record is from RefSeq and is a predicted model, not a curated record. Gene Ontology annotation, cellular component: cytoplasm.
CAAAUAACUUCUCAAAAUUAAGAGGGGGAAAAAAUGAUAAUAUAACCUGAAUUAUGAUGAUGGGGUUCAGUUAUGUACGUGGCCGGCUAUAACGGGUCAAAAGCAACAACUGCCAAAGCCAACAAUGGAUGAUUCCGAAGCUUAUUUCACCCAAAAUCCGCAAUUGAGAAAGAGCGCCUCGUCCCCCACAGUCGUCCGAUCGCGAUCUCCGUUUCAACCCUCAGCUCUGGACACCGGAACCGAGGUCGCCGACCGGCGACAUCGUAAUCCGGCGACGGCGAGGCGUUGCUUUCUCAGCAAUUGCACCAAUCGUAUCCGAAGAUGUCGACCGUGAUUGAAUCGGAGGAGGGGGACAACUUUUGCGAAGAGGAAUUUGAGAGAGUUGAUCUUGAGGACGAUGGGAAUGAAGACGUGAGGAGAAGAGUCGUUAGGGUUUUGGAAGAGGGAUCGACGACUAGAGGAAUCAAGAGAGUUGAGCUUUCUUGGUGUAAAUUGAGGAUUCUUCCUGAAGAUUUUGGGAAGAUUCAUGGCUUAACCACUCUUGACCUAUCUCAUAAUCACCUAGAGAGCAUCCCCGAUUCAAUUGCAGGACUAAAGAAAUUACAGGAGCUUAAUGUUUCAUCCAACCUUUUGAAGUCCUUGCCAGACUCUAUUGGAUUGUUGAUUAAUCUGAAGGUCUUGAAUGUGUCGGGGAAUAAGCUCACCUCUCUUCCUCAAGGCAUUGGUCGCUGCCGUUCACUGGUGGAGUUGGAUACAAGCUUUAACAAUAUAAGGUAUUUGCCAUCAAAUGUUUGGUAUGGGCUGGUGAAUCUUAGAAAGCUCUCAAUUCACCUGAAUAAGAUCCAGACCUUACCACCAUCGAUUUGUGAAAUGUGGUCUUUGACAUAUUUGGAUGCUCAUUUCAACGAGCUCUCUGGCGUGCCAUAUGCGAUUGGGAGAUUAGCAAAUCUUGAGGUCUUGAACCUAAGUAAAAAUUUUAGUGCUUUCACGGUGCUUCCAGAAAGUUUUGGUGAACUGCUUAACCUCAGGGAUCUUGAUCUCAGCAACAACCAAAUCCGAGCUCUUCCUGACACGUUUGGCUGGCUUGAAAAUCUAAACAAGCUCAACUUGGAUCAAAACCCAAUUGUAAUUCCUUCAAAGGAGAUUGUGAGCAAGGGGGUUGAAGCUGUGAGGGAUUUCAUGUUAAAGAGGUGGAUUAACGUCAUAGAAGCUGAAGAACCGAACAGCAUGCUUCAAGCAAAUAAACAUUCGAAGACUGUGUGGUGGGCAUUGAGAACAUGUGUGUUGAAAGGGAGCACACUUCCACGGACCCGUCUUUGAAUCAAGAGAUGUGAUUUCAAAAUCUUUCCUUAUCUGUAAAUUUAUUAGUUUGUAAUGAAGCAUGUGUUGUUGACGUGUUUUGCGGCUUAAUGGUGAAUUGCCAUUAUCCCAACUCCGCAUGUUGUGUGAUGUUUGCCAUAUCUUGCUUUUAUCUGUAUAAAUUUGAACUCACCUUGUACUCAUGGUUUGUAACCAGUGAAUUGAUAUGACUUAUUAUUACAUAAUUGAUGGCUAAGAGCCUAUCUUGUUAUCCCCAAA